Messenger RNA from Prorocentrum cordatum, 1368 nucleotides. Lineage: Eukaryota; Dinophyceae; Prorocentrales; Prorocentraceae. The record is from the annotation of a GenBank genome assembly.
AUGGCAUCAGAACGUAUCACCACGCCGGAUCCUGAGGGGGAGCGUGAGGCAUUACGUCGUGAAAUUUUGGAGACACGGAAUGGGCUGUAUGAAAAAGGAGGGACCGUUAUUUUCAGUCAGAUUCUUGGCCCCAUACUUCACCAUGGGUCCAGUUUGAUCUAUGCGCCCGAUGAGGCGUUAUGGAAGGCACCGGGAAACACGGGAACCGCGAAAGGUGCGAUGAAGAAAUUUUUGGCCCCGUUGACACCUGCGGCUUUGAAGCAACAUACUCUUCGAAAGAUCUUCUUCCUUGUUGUCUUUGGUGCGGCUGCUGUCAUGCUCAAGAAACAUUCAUUGGAGAUCAAGUGUUGGACACAGAAUACCUUCCUGGGCUGGGCUGAGCUGAAUAAGGAAAUGGCGUGGUGGAUGAGGGGUUUGAGCAUUUGUCUAAUGAUGGUAUUGCGACUUGCUGUCAGCAAUGUGCUUCCAUUCACAUCCCCCGCCUUCGCGUACCUCAUUGCGGUGUCGCAGCCCAAAGGCGAGGAUUGGAAGGGAGUCUUCUACCUUCUGAUUUGCAGCGCACCUGCAGGCGCCGUAUUGCCCAUGCUUGACGCGAUUCUUUAUUGGGUCACGAGCCCGUGUAUCAAAGAGCGGGAUGACAAAAAGAACCAUUUCAUCGCCACGGAAUUCUGCAGCGCCUUGACGGACUAUUUGCCUUUCUCCUUCUGGGUCCGUCCGUACUUCAUGGAACCAGCAUUUGAAUCAGUACACAAGGAUGCAAAAAAAUCGCCAGAGUGUGCGGCCGCAACGGCAGUGUUGGCAGGGCAUUUCAUGAUUUGGUCUGGCCCAGCGACAACCAUGUACAGUCGUAAAUUUGUCCCCGAUUGGUUGACUGCGAUAAUGAUCCAACCGCUUGGGAUGACCGAAGAUGUCGCCGUUGUCCUUGCCACAUGGGCUGGUGGAUCUGCAAGCGACCGACAAAAAGCCGAGCUUUCCCUCUAUGUCUUCAUGCUGGCCAUGAACUUGGUGAAUUGCAUCACCGACUGGGACGAGAAGAAACACCGUAUCAGGCGUCACUGUCAGCGCUUAAUCGUGGCUUCACUAACGGUCAGCUUGUUUUCGUUCAGGUACUAUAAGCAGCAAUGGUUCCCGUUCUCAGACGAGGAGUUCCAAUUCACCACGACGACCGUAACAACAACGGGUGGGCCACAGUGUCAAGCCAUUCACUCAAAUGUCAAGUUCAUGCUCGAGACAGUUGCAUGGGUGUCUGCCAUGGCCGUGCUGUUCCGCAUCAUUGCAAAAGUACUGACGUAUCCAUGCUUCUGUGAAGAAACACCCGUGAUGUCUGUUGAUAACGGGACAGAGCCCCUACUGAAUGCGAAAGCUUGA